UGUGACGUUAUUUUGAAAAUGACCGGAGACGCCGCUGUUGUCUGUCUGAGUCCGCGUGUAUCCGGAUUGGAAAGUUUUGAUGGUGGAAUCAGGAAGUCCAGCGAUCCGCUGACCAACAGAGAGCCGCUGCUGGAGCCUGGAGCCCCGGACCGAGAGGGUGACAGCUAAACCCAAACCUUCUCUCUGUGGAAGAGCUCUGCUCAGAGAGUGGUUAAUGUAACAACUGACACCAGAAAAAAUGUCCUACUGACCUGCUGACCUUCCCCAACACCCUGGAAACACUCUUAGCAACAUGGAGCAAGAAAUCGGCCCUAGGGAGGCAAUGGGAGCUAAGGCAUCAAUGGUGGAGGGAACCGGGCCCAGCUCUACACUUCCUUCUCCUACUUUAGAGAACAUCCAGGCAGCAUAUGACAAGGGAGAGGAGGAGAUUGCCAGAGAGCUGAUUCAACAAGCCUGCUGUGUGGAGUGCAGUGCAGGCCCCCCCUACAUUGAUCCGGUAAAUCUUCUGUGUGUGGCCACUCAGCAUGGUGAUCUGCAGAGUGUGAGCUACCUCCUAAAAGAAGCCCAUGUCACUGUGCCCCAUGAGCCAUCUAAGAGCAACCCAGCUAUUCUGGCAGCAUAUUAUGGCCACACCAGACUGGCCAAAGAGCUGCUAGAUUCUAUACCUGGUCCAUGUCUGAAGAGGGACUUGCUGAACUGGAUGCUCGCCACAUCUUGCCAGCAGGGUCACCUGGAUGUGGUUCGCCUGCUGGUCCACAGCUAUGACGCUGAUGCCAAAGACUGUUCCAUCCACAGUGAUGAAUUUGCUGUCAUUACCGGGCUGCCGCUGUAUGCUGCUGCACAAGCAAAUAAUGAGGAGAUAGCUGACUUCCUGCUGAAAAAUGGAGCAGGAUUCUCCUCAUACACCCUGAUGGACCAUCCAGCCUUCUGCAAACAUCUCCUUAGACUCAAAAUACAAGAAACCUCCAGUGCAGAAGGAGACAAGGUCUGUGUUUCACAACCAUUAAAGGCUGUCAGUGUGUGUUGGAGUGGCCUGGAGUUGCCUUGGUUGGAGCUGGAUUGGUUCAUGGACGUCUCCUCAUCUAUCACCCACCUGGAUCUGUCAUCAAACAGCCUGACAGCUCUGCCCUCUGUGGUGCCCUGGGGUCUCAUCCACCUGAGGACUCUUGAUCUUUCUAACAAUCUGCUGAAAGAGCUGCCUUCUGCAUGCAACUCAGAGGAGGUCAUCUGCUCCAGGUUACAACACGUAAAUCUCUCUCAGAACCAGCUGAACAGUUUGCCAUACGGACUUCUCCAUCUGACUCACAUCCAGAAGCUUUCUGCUGUCAAGAACCAGCUCACAGUCCUGUUUGACAUCCUUCCCAUUACUAACUGGAUUGGUCUUCGUAAGCUGAAGGAGCUGGAUGUGUCGGAUAAUUGUCUGACCAGUCUGCCCACAGCAGUCAUGCACUGUUUGAAAUCUCUGAGCUUCCUCAACGUGAGCAGAAACAAACUGACCGGCUUCCCUGACCCAUGGGCUUGUCCACUGAAGCAAUGCAAAGCUUCUUCUAAUGUAAUUGAGAGUCUUCCAAACACCAUCUCCAUCUUCUGGAGGACACACCUACAAGAGAUGGACUUCUCUGACAACAGCCUGAAUGACCUUCCUUCAUAUAUCUUUGAACUGGAGGCUCUGGUCUCGUUGAGAUUGUCUGGGAAUCACAUUGCAGCACUCCCAUCCACCAAUAAGUGGAAAUGCUCUCAGCUAAGGAUGCUUGAUCUUUCAAGGAACCAGCUGGGCAAAACAGAAGAGGUGCCCAAAUCCAGGAGAAUGGCCUUCCUGACUACAUGGAGCAGAAGAGACCCAGACCCAGUGUGUCCCAUCGAGUUCUCCACUGUUAUGAAGGAUUCACUGGAAGUGCUUUUUCUAAAUGACAACCAGCUGGAGUGUGUUCCCCAGUCAGUGUGUAGUCUGCACAGCCUCACUGAGCUCUACCUCUCCAAUAAUCCUGGAAUCCGGCUACUUCCAGCAGAGCUUGGUCAGCUGUCCAACCUGUGGCAGCUGGACAUUGACGAUCUCAACAUCACUAAUGUCCCCCCAGAAGUAAAAAAAGAAGGUCCUGCGUCUGUCCUGGCUUUCCUCCGGGCUAACCUUCGAAAAGCAGAGCCUUGUAAACUGCUGAAGAUGCUUGUGAUUGGCCCAUCAAGACAGGGGAAGACGGCCCUUCUGGAGGCUCUGCAGACCGGCAAGGCAUUCCCCUUCACCCUAUCAGAACGCAGCAUCUCUACCUCCACCUGGGAGCUGGACAAACCCAAUCGAGGAAAGAACAAUAAGGACUUUGUGUUGUUCAACGUGUGGGACAUUGGUGGUCAAGCCAGCAUGUCCACAGUGAACCAGUGUUUCUUCACUGAUAAGGCCCUGUACGUGGUGAUCUGGAACCUUGCUCUCGGAGAGGAGGCUGUGGCCAACCUGCAGACAUGGCUGCUCAACAUUGAGGCUCGAGCGCCUAACUCUGUAGUGAUAGUUGUGGGAACACAUUUAGAUCUCAUUGAUUCCAAGUUUCGCACAGAGAGACUGGCAACACUGAGAGCUUAUGUUCUGGCUCUGUGCCGAUCUCCAUCAGGGGCUCGAGCCACUGGCUAUCCUGACAUCACCUAUAAACAUCUGCAUGAAGUGUCCAGUAAGUCCCUGGAGGGUUUAGAUGAUCUGAAGAUGCUGAUCUACAAUGUGGCUCUCUCCAUGAAAGACACCAGCAGCUCAACCUGUGGCAGUAAACUUCUCGGCAGACUGAUUCCCAGGAGCUACCUGACACUUCAGGAAGCAGUCAUUGCAGAAAAGCAGAGAAGACAUGCUCAGGGAGAAGUCCAGUACCUGACUGAUGUCCAGUUGGAUAACAUCAUUAAGCAGAACCCGGGAAGUGACAUCAGAGACUAUGAGGACCUACAGAUCGCCAUUAAUUUCUUAAUAGACACAGGGACUCUGCUGCACUUCCCUGACACCAGCCAUGGCUUGUGUACCCUCUACUUCCUGUGUCCUGUGUGGCUGUCAGAAUGCCUAGAGAGGAUCAUUUACAUCAAGUCCUCACGCUCUGUAGCCAGGAAUGGAGUGAUCCGAGCUUCAGACCUCAGGAUGCUGUUGGUAGGAACAGGGAUCACUCAGGAGACAGAGGAACAGUAUUUCCAGUUUCUGGCCAAGUUUGAGAUUGCUCUGCCUGUGGCCAACGACAGCUAUCUGCUACCCCACCUCCUUCCUCCCAAGCCAGCCAUGGACAUCUACGCCUUUCGCCAGCAAUCAAACAACACCCUUCAGCGCCUUUUCAAGAUGAGUUUUGUUCCUGCUGGAUUUUGGGAGCGUUUAAUUGCUAGGAUGCUCAUAAGCCUAAAAGAGAUGGACCUGCAGUCAUUCGAGACCAAAACAAAAACCACCAGGAGCAGGCAGAGCAGGAAUUCUGUGAUCUACAGCUUUGCUGGAGCCCAGCAGAGGAGCCGCUGCAGUACCUUUAGAGUCAGACGCAGCAAGACCAUCUACUGGAAGGAGGGGCUGCUGGUUACUUUUGAUGGAGGUUGCCUCAGCGUGGAAUCAUCAGAAGUGAACUGGAAGAGGAGGAAGAGUGGAGGCAUAAAGAUCAUCUGCCAGUCAGAAUCGAGGGAUUUCUCUGCAAUGGCAUUCAUCACAGACCAUGUCAACUCUCUAAUCGAGCAGUGGUUCCCCGCUUUGACAGCCACUGAGAGUGAUGGGAAUCUGCUUAUAGAGCAGUACGCGCCCUGUUCGGUCUGUUCCUCACUGGACCAACAGAAGCACGUCGAGCUCCUGAUCAAUCAGUCCAGCCAGGUCAGAGAGAGGGGAGGACAUGGAGAAGAUAACGAAGGAAAAGGGAUUCAUUACUUUAACAUGGAGGACUGUGUGCUAGCUGCCAUGGAGAAGGAACACAUCAUCUGUCCUCAACACCCUGAUCAGCCAGUUCCUCUCCAAGAACUGGUCCCAGAAUUCUUCAUGACGGACUUCCCAGCACGGCUGUUUUUGGAGAAAGCCCAGCUGGAGUACUCUGAGGAGGAGAACGUCAUCCUUGGCCAGGGUGGCAGUGGGACCACCAUCUACCAAGCUCGAUAUAAAAACCAGCCAGUGGCUGUCAAACGCUUCCACUUUAAGGCGUGUCAGCAGCGGAAUGUCAGCAGUGACACAGACACUAUGAUGAAACAUCUGCGGUCUGCAAAUGCCUGUCGGAGAUUCUCUGAAUUUCGCCAGGAGGCCAGCAUGUUGCACUCUCUGCAGCAUCCCUGCAUUGUCUCCCUGGUGGGCAUCAGCAUUCAUCCACUGUGCUUGGCCCUGCAGUUAGCCCCUCUGGGUAGCCUCAACACUGUGCUGGAGGAGAAGCACAAAAGGAAAAGCUCCAUGUACAUGCCCCUUGGUCACAUGCUAACCUUCAAAGUAGCCUAUCAGAUUGCAGCAGGACUGGCAUACCUUCACAAAAAGAGCAUCAUCUUCUGUGACCUCAAAUCUGACAACAUUCUGGUGUGGUCUCUGGAGGUGCACGAUCCAGUCAACAUUAAACUGUCUGACUACGGCAUUUCUCGACAAUCUUUUCAUGAGGGGGCCCUUGGAGUUGAGGGCACACCAGGUUACCAGGCUCCUGAGAUCCGACCAGGCAUUGUGUAUGAUGAGAAAGUGGACAUGUUCUCUUACGGUAUGGUGAUGUAUGAACUACUGUCUGGGCAGAGGCCAGCACUGGGAUCUCACCAGCUUCAAAUAGCAAAGAAACUCUCCAAAGGCAUACGGCCAACGCUGGGGAGUCCAGAGGAGGUUCAGUUCUACAGCCUUCACAGCUUGCUGACUGAAUGCUGGGACACCAAGCCAGAGAAGAGGCCAGUGGCAGUGCAGUGUGUCAGGCAGAUGCAGGAUCCCAGCUUCCCCUGCCUCAGGUAUUUAUUGUCCUGCGACAGCCACUCACAGCUCUUCCUGUCCCAGCUGCAGGGAUACAGCGCUGUGUUCUGGGAUGGAGACAAGGAAAACAGAAACUACAGUGUGGUGAAUGUGGAGAAAGGCCAGGUGGAGGUGGAGAGGAUGUCCUGUCCAGGCAGCAGGAUUAGCUGCCAGAUGAAGAUGGGUAACUCUCUGUGGAUGGCCACUGAGGAACAGGAGGUGUUCGUCUACAGUCUGAAGGACAUGUGUCCACUCAGUAAACCCCAGAAACAAUUUUCCUGUCCAGCCAUCAUCACCUACCUGUUCCCUGUUCCAGCAAGAGAACAGAGCCUGGCCAAAGUGUUUGCGGGGAUGUCUGAUGGCCUGGUGGCAGUGUACAGCGUGGUGGAAGACCUUCCUCUCGAUGGGGAGACGUACGUGUGUUCACACACCUUAAACAAGACGAUUUUUGGUCUGAAGGACUCAGAUCCCAGACAGAGACCCUUCCCAGUCAGGAGCAUGGCUCUGGUCAGCAGUGGCUCCCAGUUAUGGUUCUCCAAUGGUCCAGCUGUGCUCGUUAUCGACUGUCUUAGUCUUCAGGCAGUUCAAAGGCUGGAGUCCUAUAGCCUGCCAUCUUCUAUUAUAUCCAUGGCAACCAGCUUCAGUUUUUGGGGGGAGGAAGCAGUGUGGACUCUUGAUGACCACAUCAACACCCUGCUGCUCUACCACGCUGCCUCCUACGAGCUCUGUGCUAAGUACUGCUGCACAGAAAGCAACCCUCUACGAGACGUCUUCACUGUGCAGCGUCCUGCAGGGCUCACCACAGUUGCAGCCACUGAUCUCAACAUCAUAAACCAAAAAGAGAAGCACGACUUGACUGCUGGCGAAAUGACAUUGAUCUACAGCGAGACGGCGGGUACUCAGAUCAUCCAGCACCAGGAUUCACUAACGGACUACUGCUCCAUAUCAUCAAACCGCUCUCUGGACCCUCUAGAGUCAGACUGCUCAGACACUGCAGACCUCAGCCUACAAACCAGCUGCAGUGGUGUGUCUCUGGCUACAGACCUGGACCAGGAUGAGCAAGCGUCCCCCAACCCCGAGUCUGGCCUGGCAAUGACCCCCACAGCGCCUCAGCUGCAGGCCUUUGCUGUGCUGCUAGUGAAUGAAACUCUGUGGAUCCCCAGGCAUGGAGGUGAUGUGAUGGUCAUUGAAAUACAGCCACAUGCUCAUCAGCUACAGGGACGUGUCAUUGCUGUCCUUCGCCCACCUGGAUGUUCCUGUUUGGGGUGAGCUCAUUUCCUGCCCUGAAAAGCAGAGUUCACUAAACAUGAUGGCAUGUUUAACAUCAUAUGACUUUGUCUUCCCACUCUUUGGUUUUUGCAGCAUCUGAUUGAAACAUUAAAUAAGCAUUUCCCUUGCUCAUUUACUAAGACAAAAUUUUGCCAUUUUAUAAAUGAAAUCUGAUUGUUUUACAGCAUAUUCCUACUGAUUUGAUCUACAGCAGACAAAUAAUAGAAAUCAGUGUAAUCUCAAAUUUUGAUCCUACUGGUGCCUGAAAAUGUGGAAAAUUCUCUUCAGCAUGUAAAUGAACUUAUAU
Amphiprion ocellaris (clown anemonefish) is the source of this 6473-nucleotide messenger RNA. It is a transcript of the gene lrrk1, whose product is annotated as leucine-rich repeat kinase 1. The transcript has 37 exons. The record is from RefSeq and is a predicted model, not a curated record. Gene Ontology annotation, biological process: protein phosphorylation. The coding region runs from base 293 to 6166 and encodes 1957 amino acids. Gene Ontology annotation, molecular function: protein kinase activity; protein binding; ATP binding. Lineage: Eukaryota; Metazoa; Chordata; Actinopteri; Pomacentridae.